GUAACAUACCUAUCGAUCAUGUUGAUCUUCUAUCUUAUUCUUCUAGUUCUCUCAUUUGCCUCUUUAGAUUCAAAUGGGUUCACAAUGGCCCAAAAGUUGGAAGCAAUUGGUGGGAAAGGCGGUAAGAUUUGGGAUGAUGGAGCCGACCAUGACAAUGUAGCAAAGGUUUAUAUACGAGGUGGUCAUGAAGGCAUUCACUACAUCAAAUUUGACUAUGUCAAGGCUGGAAAAUCCAUAAAUGGAACGAUUCAUGGUGGUUUGGCCGAUGGUUUUACACAAACGUUAGAGCUUGACCAUCUCAACUACGAACAAAUUGUAUCUGUUGAAGGUUACUAUGAAGAAAAGACAGGUGUGAUGCAGGCACUCCAAUUUAAAACCAACCUCAAGACUUCAGAAUUUAUUGGAUAUCAAAAAGGUACUAAAUUUUUACUUGGAGUCAGUGGAAAAAUCAUUAUUGGCUUCCAUGGAUCUGCUGGGCAUAACCUCCGGUCUCUUGGAGAAUAUUUAAAGACUCUUCCUACCAAAUCGGAACUCCAAGGAGGCGUAACAGGAGGCGUAUAUUGGGAUGAUGGUCCUAAUUACGAUGGCGUAAGAGCAGUGCAUGUUACUUUUACUGAAACUCAUAUAAGGAGUAUGGACAUCGACUACGACCAAGACGGUCAAGUGGCACUUUGUUAUCACGGGAUGAAGAAUGGAGAAACACAAGGGUUUGUGGUGGACUUUCCUAAUGAAUAUAUGACAUCUGUAGAGGGUACCUACAACCAUAUACAUGAGGGUAACUAUUUGGUGCUUACGUCGUUGAUUUUCAACACAUCAAAAGGAAGAACCUCUCAGACAUUUGGAUUGGUCACUGGUACCAAAUUCGUGUUGGAGAGUCAAGGCAAUGCCAUUGUCGGGUUUCAUGGAAGGGAUGGUGGUUCUUUUGAUGCUAUCGGAGUUUAUUUCGCUCCAAUGGUUUCUUCAUAGAGUUCAGAACCUUGCAAGUUUCAUCAUCGUAUCCUUUAUCUCUUAUUACUAAACUAUCUCCGAAGUUGUGAAUUUGGUAUUGUGUUUGAGUUCUAUAAAUUUCAUGUAACAAAUAAGGUUUACCUAUCUAAAGCACGUCUUCAGUAUUUGGUAACAAAAUAACUAACUCCAUUUGCUUCAUAAAAAUUGUCAUUUUAGAUUUUUUGUUUUUUUUUGUAUCAAUAAGUGUCAUCCUAGUAUUCUACGUUUCUAAUACAACUUUUCACAUCAAAUUAAUAUUCUAUCCUUUUAAAUAGCUAACUAAUUUUAAUCAGCGCUUUGAAAGUUAUAUCUCAUGUUUUAAUAGGUUUUUAGUAUCUCGUUUUAGUUUAUUUUGAUCAUUUAGAUUACAUAUUAGGUGUAUAAUUGCAUUAGAGUGUUAAUUUGCAAAUAACAGGGUUCAAAUUGCAGAAUUGGAAGUUUAUGGGAAAAUCAAUAGUCAAACUGCACAUUUCAAGAUUGUGGAGGUAGAAAAGAAAGAAGACGAAAAUUCAGGGACUAAUGUUGCAAUUUUGGAAUGCUUAGUGGGGCUAAAUUGUAAGAUCAGAAAGAUUUGGGUUUGUUAGGGUUCUUCCACAUUAUAAACGUUUGGGGCCGAAAUGGGAAAGUACAGAAGAUAUAGGACCUAAAGUGAAAAUAGUGUAAAAGCCACCAUUUCUGAUCUUCGAUGGAGCUCUUCUUGGUUCCGUGACGGCGGGGCUUGAAGAA
Eruca vesicaria subsp. sativa (arugula) is the source of this 1713-nucleotide messenger RNA. NCBI's taxonomy places the organism in Eukaryota, Viridiplantae, Streptophyta, Magnoliopsida, Brassicales, Brassicaceae. The record is from the annotation of a GenBank genome assembly.